Cannabis sativa is the source of this 1121-nucleotide messenger RNA. Its product is annotated as carbonic anhydrase 2. The coding region runs from base 183 to 938 and encodes 251 amino acids. The record is from RefSeq and is a predicted model, not a curated record. Gene Ontology annotation, biological process: carbon utilization. Gene Ontology annotation, molecular function: zinc ion binding; carbonate dehydratase activity. Lineage: Eukaryota; Viridiplantae; Streptophyta; Magnoliopsida; Rosales; Cannabaceae. The transcript has 8 exons.
AGUCCCCAAACAUAUAUCUCUAAUUAUCUUCUCUGCUAUAUAUUAUAAUCUCGUAUAGCUGCAAUUCCAAACUAUACAUAAAUAUAUAUUAAUUCUAGUUACUUAUUCGACUCAUACACUUGAGGAAGAAAAUAUUAUCGAUUCUUCAAAAGGAAAGGAUUUAUACAAACAGAUUGAAAACAAUGGCCGAAGAACAGUAUUCCCAAUUGGCCAACUAUGAAUGCGCCGUCAAGAAGAAUCUAGUGAUCAUAAGUGAGAAGGUCGAAAGCGAGAGCGAGAGUGAAGAGGAUGAAAGCUUUGACAAAGUACGACCUGAGCACGAUCUCAUUGUUGAUCCUCUUAAGAGAAUUGCUCAUGGAUUUAAGCACUUUCUUUCCAACAAAUAUAACAAGUAUCCACGUUUGUUCGAUGAACUUGCCGUAACUCAACAUCCAAAGUUUUUGGUGUUUGCAUGCUCUGAUUCUCGAGUGAGUCCUUCGCAUAUCUUAAAUUUUCAACCUGGAGAAGCUUUCAUGGCUCGCAAUAUUGCCAAUUUGAUUCCGACUUUUGACAAAGGUAAAGGCUGUGAAGUUGGAUCAAUCAUUGAAUAUGCGGUAGAAGAGCUUAAAAUAGAGAAUAUUUUGGUGAUUGGGCAUAGUCAUUGUGGUGGCAUCAAAAGGCUUAUGUCUCACCCCGAAGAUGGUUCACGUCCCUUCAACUUCAUUGAUAAUUGGGUCAACAUUGCUCAAGCUGCUAAGGAUAAAGUCAAAGCUGAACACAAAAAUUUAUCAUUUGAGGAACAAUGCGAAAUAUGUGCUGAGGAAGCAAUGAAUAUCUCCCUUAAAAAUCUAUAUUCUUAUCCAUUUGUUCGAAGGGGAAUUCAAGAAAAAAUGAUAGCACUUAGGGGUGGAUACUACGACUUUGUGGCUGGAUCUUUCAAGCUAUGGGAACUUCAGUAGUACUUAAAUAUUAAAUAUAAUUUAAUUUAGACCCCAAAUUUCAAGUUAUGUUUCAUAACUAAUAAUGUCUUCUGUUUAAUCUUUCUACUGUAUGUGUUACUUAUUAAUUAGUUAAUUAAGCAUCAUUUUUCUAAUUUUUUAUACAACAAUUAAUAAUAAUAAAAAAUUGCAACGUUUAUUUAU